AUGGCGGCAGUCAGAGCGCUCGUCCUCGCGUGCGUGCUCCUCCUCGUGUCGACGUCCGCCUUGGCGCAGCGUGGUCCGCCUGGCGGAGGUCCUCCCGGCGGUCAGCGCGGAGGCCCUGGCGCCGGUUCCGGCGGACCCGGCGGUCCCGGGGGUCCAGACGGAAAGCCGCCGCACGGUCCUCCGUUGAACCUGACGGCCGUCGGGAAUCUGACGGCCGAUAUCGGCGCGCGACUCGCCAACUGCACCAUGGAUCAGAAGACCCUUAACGGCAGCUUCCACAUCGCCGUCUUCAAGAACGCCACCGGCAAUUACAAUCUGCUGGUCGAGGCGCUGCUGGUGGACACGGCAGGCGGUCCACCCGACUCGAUCGCAAUCGUGAAGGGCGCCGUGUGCGACUCCGCCGCGACGGACGUGCUCGCGCUGCCGCUCGCCGCGGCGGACUGGCAGCAGCGCGCGGGGUGGUGGCUGCUGCACGCGGAGGCGCGCCUCGACGCGUUCCUCGAGAACGCGGAUGCCGCCACCCUCGACGCGCUGCUCGCCGUGCUCCCCACCGCCUCGCCUCCGCCCAUCAGCGGCGGCGGUCGCAACGGCGGGGGUAGCAGUGCCGGCGGAGGCAGCGCGGGGGGCGCGCGGAACGGGCAGGGCGGGAGGCGCAUGGGGCGGGAGCUGCUGAUGCACGCAUUCGGGCUCGCUGCCAGGCAGGGGGGGCAGAAGCAGGGGGGGCAGCAGCAGGGGGGGCAGCAGCAGGGGGGGCAGAAGCAGCAGGGGGGAGCGCAGCAGGCGCCUGUAGUGAGCGGGUAUGCUGUGCUGGCGGGCAGCAGCGCAGCAGGUGUGACAGUGCGAAUGCCGCGGGUGGGGGAAGCGGAAAUGAAUGAGGAGGGGGAGCGGUUAUUGGCGGAGAGAUGGCGGGCGGCGGAGAGUUCUGCGCGAAAGACUGGCGGACGAAUUGGGGGAGGAGACGUAUGCAGCGGCGACGAGGCAGUAUCGCGGAUGUACAAUGGUGACUCGACGGGCAGAGAGACGGAUCCCCUUUUGGAGAGAGGAGCCUAUAAAGGGACGGGCAAUAACGAGUACGGGGGGCAGGACGUUGUAACAGGGGGAAGAAGCAUUGCGCGGAUAAGGGAGGGGAUUCCGCCAGCUGCAGGCGCAGAGAAGGGCGUGCCACGUGGCGUGGUGAUAUUGGUCGUCGUGUUCCUGGACCUGUUUGCAGUGGGCAUGGCCAUGCCGCUCGUCACGCCGCUAAUCAAGGAGCUAGGAGCGUCCCCUUUACAGGUCGGCUUUCUCUCGUCCACAUACGGCGCUGUGCAACUCGUUACCGGUCCAUUCUUUGGUCUGCUGAGUGACAGCAUGGGCAGGCGGGUUGUGACUCUGGUGUCGUAUGCUGGCGCAGGGGCCAGCUACCUGCUGCUGGGGCAGAGCAGCACCGUCACGAUGGUGGUGAUCUCUCGUGUGCUACUGGGCAUCACCAAGCACAGCAUGAAUGCAGUCAAGGCGUAUGUGGCGGAUCACACCACAGCCACCAACAGAGCCGUGGAGCUCGGCAGGAUGGCAACAGCAUCGGCUCUGGGCAUCAUGGUCGGCCCUGCAGUGGGUGGCAUGCUAUUUAAAGCAGGCAGUUAUCCCCUCCCAACAGCAGCAGCAGCGCUUCUCUACGCUAUAAACUCCUUCAUUACUGUCACACAGCUGGAAUCACAGCAUAAACCCUCUACCGAAAUUACACCACAUACCCAUAAGAGAACACGGGUUCUCUCACUGCAAGGUCUCCUUCCCAAUGUGGCCAUACUGACUCGACCCCGAGUGGCAGCACUGAUGGCGGUGCGGGCAGUGCUGGGGCUGGCGGUGCACCUCUUCCGGCAGGGCUUCUCGCUGCUCCUCAUCUACCGCCUCAACCUCCCCGUGCACACCAAUGGACUGCUGCUCUCGCUGCAGGGUCUCCUCACAUCGCUCGUACAGGGCCUCGCCAUCCGCCCCUUACUGCAUCGCUUCCCGGAAGCGCCUCUCAUCUUCCGCGGCCUGCUGCUGCUCUCCCUCACCCUCGCUCUGCUCGCUGCUGCCCCCAGCCUUCUUUUCCUGAUCCUAUUGCUACCUCUGCUCGCCCUAUCAACCGGUGUUCUCCGCACCACAUACACAGCCCUCCUCACCACCUCUGUCGCUCAGAGUGAGGUGGGUCAGCUGCUGGGCCUAUCAGACGCCAUCAUGUCAGCUUGUCGGGUGCUCGGUCCCUCUGCUGCCGGCCUCCUCUCAUCCCAAUUCGGCUACCACGCCCCUGUCGCUGUCAGCGCUGUCAUUGCAGCCACUGCAGCUCUCCUCUUCCACCUGCUAGUGCUGCGCCGCCAUCAACCUGCCUCUGCUGCCACAGGAAUUUUGUCCAAAGGGCAUUUGGCCUGA
This is a messenger RNA of Closterium sp. NIES-65, 2388 nucleotides long. Lineage: Eukaryota; Viridiplantae; Streptophyta; Zygnematophyceae; Desmidiales; Closteriaceae. The record is from the annotation of a GenBank genome assembly.